Messenger RNA from Austrofundulus limnaeus, 1309 nucleotides. Its product is annotated as ETS domain-containing protein Elk-3. Gene Ontology annotation, molecular function: DNA-binding transcription factor activity, RNA polymerase II-specific; sequence-specific DNA binding. NCBI's taxonomy places the organism in Eukaryota, Metazoa, Chordata, Actinopteri, Cyprinodontiformes, Rivulidae. Gene Ontology annotation, biological process: cell differentiation; regulation of transcription by RNA polymerase II. Gene Ontology annotation, cellular component: nucleus. The record is from RefSeq and is a predicted model, not a curated record.
UACGGAUGAUGUCAGUUCACGUUCCGUCGGGAGUUUCUGUUUCAGUGCGGGACUGCGAGCAGGCCCACUGCUGGCCGUCAUCGGGCGGGCAGAGGAGGAGAGGAAAAGUGUGUUUACACAGACGGCUACCGCCUGGGGAAUCGUAGGGGAGAGGAAGUGAGCCGGCUCUGCGUCUGCCUGCUCCAACUUCCUGCUCAGAAACAGAAAAAAAGCCCAGGAUCCGAUUUCAGUCCGGCACAACGGUGCGGACCAGAAGUAAGCAUGGAAAAACAAGGAAUCACACAGGCUUCGCCGUAAAGUUUCUCGGACCGAAGAGACCGACCCAGAAAUCGCAGGUAUGGACAGCGCCAUCACUCUGUGGCAGUUCCUGCUGCAGCUGCUGCUCGACCAGAGCCACAAGCACCUGAUCUGCUGGACGUCCACGGACGGCGAGUUCAAGCUGUUGAAGUCUGAGGAGGUGGCCAAGCUGUGGGGGCUGCGCAAGAACAAGACCAACAUGAACUACGACAAGCUGAGCAGGGCCCUGCGCUACUACUACGACAAGAACAUCAUCAAAAAAGUCAUCGGCCAGAAGUUCGUCUACAAGUUCGUCUCCUUCCCCGAGAUCCUGAAAAUGGACCCGCAGGCGGUGGAGAUGGGCCUGUCCUCUGGAAGGUUCCCGCCCCAGGAGGGAGAGGCCCACGAGCUGGACGUAGAGGAGGAGGAGUGCGAGGAGAGCGAGGAGGAGGCGGAGAGGAGGAGCCUGGCGGCGCAGCAGUGUCGAAGGGAUUACCUCCACUCGGGCCUGUACUCGUCCUUCAGCCUGGGCUCCCUGCAGAACCAGCCGGAGCUCCUGCGCGCCCUGCGGGAGCGCCGCGACGAGCCGCGCUCCGUCAUCCGCUUCGGCGCCAACGCCGGCGAGAGGAGCCCGCCCCCCUCCGGCAAGUCCGAGUCCUUCGUGUCCCCCAGGCCGGCAAAACUCCCCUCUGUUUCCCACUCCCCGUCCUCCCCGAGCACCCAGCCCGGCCAGAGCUGGAGCCCCGCCGCCGCCGAGGAGGAGGAGGAGGACGGGGUGGACUCUGACCAGAGCGCUCAGCCCCUCAACCUGUCCUCGGGCCAUAGGGAGCGAGCCCUGCAGCCCCCCGAGAAGAGGAGCACUAACAGUAGUGCCAACCAAGGAGACGGACUCCCACCUAAAAGCAAAAAGCCCAAAUCUCUGGAGAUCUCCUCGCCGUCCCUGCUGCUGUCAGGGAGCGACAUCGGCUCCAUCGCCCUGAACAGCCCGGCUCUCCCAUCCGGCUCCCUGACUCCCGCCUUCUUCACUGCACAG